This is a messenger RNA of Ricinus communis (castor bean), 1297 nucleotides long. RefSeq names its product 28 kDa ribonucleoprotein, chloroplastic. Lineage: Eukaryota; Viridiplantae; Streptophyta; Magnoliopsida; Malpighiales; Euphorbiaceae. Gene Ontology annotation, molecular function: mRNA binding. The record is from RefSeq and is a predicted model, not a curated record. The transcript has 4 exons. Gene Ontology annotation, cellular component: cytosol. Bases 103 to 1062 code for a protein of 319 amino acids.
CACCCCGGUCUUUCUCACUCUCUCUGCACUCUGCUACAGCUCCUUAUCCUCACGACCCUCUUCUAAACCCUUUCCUCUCGUUUCUUUCUCUCUAAACCAAAAAUGACUACCUUCAAGCCUUUAUCAAUGGCAGACUCAUGUCUUUUAUCUCUUCCUUCAAUCUUUACAUCGAAACCACCUUAUCUAUCUCUAUCUGUUCCAUCUAGACCACCCAUUAAGCUUCACAUAACCCAAUCUUAUUCUUCUCUCAAAUCCAAAACCCAUUUCUCUUCUCUUGUUCCUUUAGUAGCCCAGACUUCAGAUUGGGCUCAACAAGAGGAAAAUGAUGCUACCGUCACUCUAGCAGAAUCUGAGCAAGAACAAGAAUGGGAGGGUCAAGAAAGUGAAACUGAAACUGAAGCUAGAGUUUCUGAUUGGGAUUCUGAAGGAGAAAGUGCUGCAGUUGAUGGUCAAGGAGAAGAAGAAGAAGAGGUUUUUGAGGGGUCUGAACCUGAGGAGGCUUUCGAGGAACCACCGGAGGAUGCUAAGAUUUUUGUCGGUAAUUUGCCUUAUGAUGUUGAUAGUCAAAAAUUGGCUAUGUUGUUUGAGCAGGCUGGUACUGUUGAAAUUGCAGAGGUUAUUUACAACAGGGAAACUGAUACUAGUCGUGGAUUUGGGUUUGUGAGUAUGAGUACUGUUGAGGAAGCAGAGAAGGCUGUGGAGAUGUUUCAUCGUCAUGAUUUAGAUGGAAGGCUGUUGACUGUAAACAAGGCCGCCCCUAGAGGAUCAAGGCCGGAACGUCCCCCUCGUGUGUUUGAACCAGGGUACAGAAUCUAUGUGGGUAACCUGCCUUGGGAUGUAGAUAAUGCUCGUCUGGAGCAAAUUUUUAGCGAACAUGGUAAGGUGGUGGAUGCUCGUGUAGUUUAUGACAGGGAUACUGGCCGUUCACGCGGUUUUGGCUUUGUAACUAUGUCCACUGAGACUGAGUUGAACGAUGCCAUUGCUGCUCUAGAUGGACGGUCUCUUGAUGGGAGGGCAAUUAGGGUCAAUGUUGCUGAACAAAGACCAAGGCGCAACUUUUGAUGUGAUAUGAUUUAGAUACAAAUUUCAUCAGUAUUACUGUUUUUCUCCUCCCUCUUUUUCUUGUCUUUUUCAUGAGUGAAGUCUAUAGUAUUCAAAUUUUUUGUUAGCUAGUUGUAUGGAAGAUUUUCAUUAGAAGAUGUGAAGCUGUUCAAAGAUUGCUUCACUUGUUAUUAAAAAUUUGUUGCUCAGGUUGACAGCAGAGUAUAAUUCUUGAGAGAACUCUAGUAAUUUCUUA